Linum trigynum is the source of this 4130-nucleotide messenger RNA. Lineage: Eukaryota; Viridiplantae; Streptophyta; Magnoliopsida; Malpighiales; Linaceae. The record is from the annotation of a GenBank genome assembly.
UACACAGAGCUCACAGAAGCCACUUGGUGCGACCGUCCCCUCACCCAAUCACUUUGCGACACGCAACCCAGCACUCCGCUUCGUUCGGGGUCCGUACCAAUCCCGUAGCUCCAUUGGUUUCUCCGGGAAGAGAUACUACGCGCCCCCCGAAUCUAGAUUCGGCAAAAAUUCCUUCUGCCUUUGGCUCCAAUACGACGGCCGAGCAGCCUCUCUCUCAACACCGUUUACUUCCUUCUCGAGGAAGCUACUCCUCAACACCGUAAUUCUCAUCGAUUCGCAUCUGUCGGCUAUCUUCUCGGACGUUUCUUCUUGGUGAGUAUUCUUCUGGCUUAUCCACCUUUUAGAUUCAGUUCGCGUAGAUCUUUUUUCCCGUUUUCUGAUUGUUCGGAUUUCGUUAAUGGAGUCUCGCGUUUCCGCUUCAUAGUGUUUUGGAUUCGGUUUUCGUUUUAUUUUUCACUCGGUUUGUUCCGUUUCUCUGGUUCGCUUCAAAGCGUUACUAAGUUUAGAGCACGGGAAUGUUACUGAAUCAGUGCCUAUGGCGGAUGUAGCGGUAGAUUAUGAUUUUUGAGCUAUGGUGAGUGCGGUGGCUGGCUGGAAAUUGAAAUUUCGUCGAGUGAUACUCUGAUAUGUAAAUUAUAACCUUGAAGGUAUUUCAGAUUUGAAUUCUGAAUGGUUAUGGAGUUUGUUGUGAUUCGUCGCCGUCCGACGACUUUUGGUUGCCUUUUAAUGGAAGUGUUCUGUGAGAUUGCGUUCCAGAGAAAGAGCGUUAUAGGGGUCUGGUUUGAAGCUAAUAAUCUCUAGCUGACCAUAAUUGAGUUGAAGGAGUUUCCAUUUGGGAACAUUUUUUUUUUCCUUCUAUCAGAUUCCGCCCAAGCAUGGAUUUUCUUACAAGUUGCUCUUUCCAUUUUUGCAAUUGGCUGUCUUUUCUCGAUGAUUUCCUCCAAACUAUGAGAAAUUUAGGUGCUAACUUACUAUAUAACAUGUUGUGCAGCUGUAGUUAGUAAAAAGAAAGCGGUUCCUCCAUCCACAGGGGGACUGGAAAUGGUGGAACCUUGCAAGCCUGUCAAAAGCAGCCAUGGGCUAAAACAUCGUCCCCUGACUUCUCUUAGGCUAGUGAGGGGGUUGAUAUGUUUAGUAGUUUACCUGUCGACUGCGUUCACGUUCCUAGUCUACUUUGGGCCUGUUGCAGCAGUAUUGCCGAGGCUUGUAAGCGUGCACGGUUCGAGAAAAGUAACGUCCUUCUUGUUCUCUCUCUGGUUAGCAUUGUGGCCGUUCUUGUUUGAAAAGAUAAAUGGAACUAGAGUUGUAUUUUCUGGGGAUGUGGUGCCCGAUAAAGAGCGAGUUUUGGUACUAGCAAAUCAUAGGACCGAGGUUGAUUGGAUGUAUCUGUGGAAUCUUGCGUUGAGGAAAGGAUGCCUAGGGUAUAUAAAGUAUGUUCUGAAGAGUAGUUUGAUGAAGCUGCCAAUAUUUGGUUGGGGGUUUCAUAUCUUGGAGUUCAUAUCGGUGGAGAGGAAGUGGGAAGCUGAUGAGCCUGUGAUGAGAAAAAUGUUAUCGACGUUUAAGGAUCCUCGAGAUCCUUUGUGGCUUGCUCUUUUCCCUGAAGGAACAGAUUUCACUGAAGAGAAAUGCCAGAAGAGUCAAAAGUAUGCCUCUGAAGUUGGGCUUCCAGUAUUGACAAACGUCCUUCUGCCUAAAACAAAGGGGUUUUAUGUUUGCUUGGAAGUUCUGCAGAACUCCUUGGAUGCAGUUUACGAUUUGACUAUUGCAUACAAGCAUCAAUGUCCUACUUUUUUGGACAAUGCGUUUGGGGUGGAUCCUUCAGAAGUUCACAUUCAUGUUCGGCGCAUCCCAAUGAAGAAUAUCCCGACAACUGAAGACGAGGCUUCUGCUUGGCUAGUCGAGACAUUCCAACUGAAGGAUCAGUUGCUUUCAGAUUUCCAAACUGAGGGACAUUUCCCAGGCGAAGGAACCGAAAAAGAACUUUCUACUUUGAAAUGCUUGGUGAAUUUUGCAGUAGUAAUAUCUUUGACUGCAAUGUUUACUUAUCUUACAUUCUUCCGGUCGAUUUGGUUCAAGGCUUAUGUAAGUCUAUCUUGUGCAUAUCUUGCUUCAGCUACUUGUUUGAAUUUUCGUCCAACCCCAAUCUUCGAUUCUGUUCAAACCAUGUUUACUGCCAAAAGAAAAAAAGAAAUGAAAUGAUCAAUAUCAUAGGGAUAGUGACAAAGAUUGAAAGGUUCUUCUGUGAUCUGGAAAAAUGGAUCUUAAGUUUCGCCCUGGAUGUUUCCUUUUCUCUUGCUGAAUAUAUCAAUUUGGGAGAAAUACCUCUUGGUUGCAUUAAUUCCAUGCAUACUGGCCACUGUUCAGAGUGUAGCACAUGAUCCUUGUUAGUUUGACGAAAUAUUGUACCAGAAUGCUUUGAGUAUAUUAUAGAUGCAAUCACUGACCCAUAAGUCUCAAUGUGAAACUGAUUGGUCCAAAGUUAUCUAUGCACAAGUCCGUAGCCAAUAUUUGUGCAGGAGAGAAGUGCAUCAGAGGAGCCAAACCUUGAGCAUUGAAGCAGAGGACUAACAAGGAAGGGAUGGUUUCAGCGUUGAAAUCACCAUUCCUACAGGCUCCAGGUUCGUCGUCAUUGUGACUCGUAAGUAAAUUUACUAGGCACUUCUGGUUUUUGGAUUCAAUAAUGCCUAAAAUGUGUCUCCUUGUUGCAUAGCUGCUUCCCUAUUAUCAUUUUGGUCCAUUGUCUUUCUUUUUGAGGCCCCCUACAAGUUGGGAUGAUGUCGACAAGGGGACAUGGAUAAGAACAGUUGGAACAGAUAAGGUAUUUGUAGUGUGACUUUUCAGGUGUUAGAAAAUAGAAGUUGAUUGAUUUUGUCAAAAGAGAAGGUAAAAAGAAGAAAGUAGUUAGUUGGCUCUUUUUUGAGGGUAUAGAAAAUCAAAGCCAAGUACCCAAAUUAAAGAGAAGAAAAAUGGAACGGGAGGUGAGGUAGUUAGUUGGCUCUUUUUUUAGGGUAUAGAAAAUCGAAGGCAAGUACCCAAAUUACUAAAAUGGUCGGGCUUUUUCCAGUUUCUUUCAUUUUCCAAUUUGUCUAUCUCUGGCUUUUGCGUGUAUUAGGUUUCCGGGAUGCUUUGAUUGUCUUUUUGUUAUGCCUAGGUAAUGUGCUAGAACCGGAUGAAUCAAGCUAGAAAAUGCUGCUGGCGUGUGUGGCAGGUCCAUUUCCUUUGUCGUUCUGAUCUUAUGCCUGUUCUUCACUGUUUGCUUCUUCAUCCCUUUGAUGCCGAACCUUAACUAGUUAACACAUUUUCUUCUGUUUAAGUUAUGUUAGUAAUCAACCCUUGUGAUGGUCGGUGGCCGAUCUCUGAUCUAGGCUAAUAGAUGGUUGAAUCAUAAUUUGAUGAAGAAUCCAGAUCUCUGGAGUGUACAGGCAAGCUUCUCCAUUAUCUUCUGCUGAUAAUGACGUUUGGUUGAUCUAAGAGCAUAUGAUUAACUAGGCAUAUUGUUUUGGAGAGAUUAGUAAAACACUGCAUUGGUUGAAGGCAGAGCAGAACACGUGCUUUGUUGGUGAACCCUGUUUGGGAAGUGUGUGAAGGGUUGGGUUGGGAGCUGGGGUGUUCACCACGUGAAAGCUCUCUGGGGGACUUGCAUUUGCAUGCAAGUUGCAGCUAAUUGUGAAUUUAACAUGGGUCUGGUUUCAGCAGUUUUGAAUUUGAAUCUGUCAUUAGUGUGGAUUCCGACAUCCAUAAGCAGCCAGCCAAGCCAACAGCUACAGCACCUGGCUUGACUGAUGCCCUGCUGCCCUGAAUUUCUGAGCUGCGUGGGGAUGGAUGGAUACUCACGUGGCUUGAUACUCUGAUGUUCUUCACUUGAAACCUUUUUUCUUAUUACUUGAGCUGCAGCAGCAGUUUGUCCCAUCUCAAUGAUAUUCACUUGUCACUAAGCUAAUAGAAAAUGGUGGCGACUGACAUGUUUUUCUUCCCUAACACUCGUUGUUAUGGCAUUGUUAUCAUUUAUUGUUUUUGUACCUUUCAUGUCGAACGCCAAUGCAUGGGCUCGAGUGGUGAUAGGUUACCAAGAUGGUAAUGGGUGAGGGGGUGGUGUUUACACUAAACCAAAAUAUAAUUUAGUGGGUGUA